Folsomia candida is the source of this 3778-nucleotide messenger RNA. RefSeq names its product recombining binding protein suppressor of hairless. The record is from RefSeq and is a predicted model, not a curated record. NCBI's taxonomy places the organism in Eukaryota, Metazoa, Arthropoda, Collembola, Entomobryomorpha, Isotomidae. Gene Ontology annotation, biological process: regulation of transcription by RNA polymerase II. The transcript is spliced from 9 exons. Gene Ontology annotation, molecular function: RNA polymerase II cis-regulatory region sequence-specific DNA binding; DNA-binding transcription activator activity, RNA polymerase II-specific. The coding region runs from base 601 to 2883 and encodes 760 amino acids. Gene Ontology annotation, cellular component: nucleus.
UACUUGGGGUACCCGGGUAUCAGGCGCUAUCAGUACAAGUUCAAGAGUGAGUAGGAGCAGGACCGACCGCCCUCCUUGCUACGUACACAUUUUCAUGGUGAUUAGCUCCUACUCGAGUGUGCAACACUUGUCAAGUUGUGAAACAAAGCCUUUGUUUUUUAAGCACACGGGGCAAGAAGAGAUUCAGCUUUCUCCAUCAUCCUUCUCACAGUUUAAGAUCUGGACAGUUUCAACUGUAGGCAAAUACUUUGAUUGUUGACAUUAAUAUGUUGUCCAUAUUAAGAUAUUUCGGCAGAUCAGAUAACAAUAUCGUACAAUCGGGAAAUCAGCGGUUGGUAUGAUCAUCCUUCUGAUCCAUUGUGAUUUGUGCACUUGUUGUUACACGACAAGCGCAACAUUUCCGCUCUACAAUAUACAUAUGUAGCUACAAGUGAGUCUCUUCAACACGCUGACCUCACAGUGUUUCGUUGCAAUGGGAAUCGUGUGGUCAUCUGGCAAUCCUCUUCAAGAAGUGAUUGAACAAUCCGUACAUUCCUUUACGACCAAGUGAGUGAGGUGGUCACUCUCGUACUUUGUUCGUGCAGCGUGGGUCGCCACAGCAUGAACUACAUGUCCUUGAAUUCCGCACCCCCAUCGACACAUCACGGUCAUCACCACUACGGGGGGUUGGGUCAGUACAGUGCAUACUACCACCACCCCUACUAUCACCUCCCACCCACGCCUGAAGCCACCACGACCAGUUCGUCCACCCCCACCUCCUCCCACAGUAAUAAGAGCAGUUCUUCUGGUGGGAGCAGUGUGGGCAGCUCCUCUCCACAACCGAAUAAUAACACUACGAUUACGAACAAUAGCCCCAGUACUGCACUUGCCAUCAGAGAGACUGGUGCUUAUCACGGCUCAGAGUCGACAUCCACAUCCACCCCCUCGAGUAAUAACGCCCCCACCAUCACCACCACCACCCGGUCGUACGAGGAGGAAGAUUCGACAAGUCCGCCGACCACGCAACAGCGACUCUUCCUCCGACCACCCCAUCACCACCACACCCUUUUAACCAAUCAAUUCGCCCCUUACGCCCAUUACCCAAUCUCACCGUAUAACAUCCACAAGGCUGCAAGGUCAGGAGCAGAUCACCCACACAGCAGUGGUGGGGGCUUCGUCCCUAACUCCCUCACACCACCGGAGAAGAUGAAUGGUGGGGAUCCCAUGCAUCAUCACAACCCACACAACAAUCACCAUCACCACCACCACCUGAGUCACAUGACCCCACCCUCCUCCCUCCCCUCCCACUUUGCCCUCCCGCACCAUGGCGCCCUGCUCCAUCACACGCCCCCGUCCCCACUCCCGACGCCAUCGCCACCCGUGCCCUUCGAGCGAUUCAGGUACUUCAGCAAUGUCAAUAGCGGAGGUUUGUACCGCGGCAAGGAGCAGAGGCUGACGAGGGAUUCAAUGAAGCGAUACUUGCGAGACCGCGGUGACAUGAUUUUGGUCGUGCAGCAUGCCAAAGUUGCGCAAAAGUCGUAUGGGAACGAGAAGCGCUUUUUCUGUCCCCCGCCCUGCAUCUAUCUUUAUGGGGAUGGGUGGCGGAGGAAGAGAGAGCAGCUACUGAAGGAGGGGGAGAGUGAACAAGGGGCCCAGUUGUGUGCCUUCAUCGGUAUUGGCAAUUCUGACCAGGACAUGCAACAACUGGACCUUAACGGCAAAUCAUAUUGUGCAGCCAAAACUCUGUACAUAUCAGAUUCGGAUAAGCGAAAGCACUUUAUGCUCUCGGUAAAAAUGUUUUACGGCAACGGACAGGACAUCGGGCUCUUUCACAGCAAGCGGAUCAAAGUGAUAUCAAAACCAUCCAAAAAGAAGCAGUCCCUCAAGAAUGCGGACUUGUGCAUCGCGAGUGGGACAAAAGUUGCCUUGUUCAACCGACUUCGGUCGCAGACUGUGAGCACCCGCUAUUUGCAUGUAGAGAAUGGCAACUUUCACGCAUCCUCUACACAAUGGGGAGCUUUCACCAUUCAUCUGUUAGAUGACAACGAGUCAGAGUCCGAGGAGUUUGCCGUGCGAGACGGCUACAUUCAUUACGGGAGCACGGUGAAAUUGGUUUGCAGCGUCAGUGGGAUGGCAUUACCUCGUCUCAUUAUCAGAAAGGUUGACAAGCAAAUGGCCUUGCUGGAUGCUGACGACCCAGUGUCUCAACUUCACAAGUGUGCAUUCUACAUGAAAGACACGGAGAGGAUGUAUCUCUGUUUGUCGCAGGAGAGGAUUAUUCAGUUUCAGGCAACCCCUUGUCCCAAGGAGCCGAAUAAGGAGAUGAUCAAUGACGGAGCGUCGUGGACAAUCAUCAGCACGGAUAAAGCAGAGUACCAAUUUUUCGAGGGAAUGGGACCUGUUCGCAGCCCAAUCACGCCGGUGCCAGUGGUUCAUAGUCUACAUCUCAACGGAGGUGGAGACGUCGCCAUGUUGGAAUUGACGGGUGAAAACUUUUCUCCCAAUUUACGCGUCUGGUUUGGCGACGUUGAGGCGGAAACAAUGUUCCGUUGUCAGGAGAGCAUGCUCUGCGUCGUCCCCGACAUUUCCGCCUUUCGUGGCGAAUGGCUGUGGGUUCGCCAACCCACCCAAGUCCCCGUCUCCCUUGUGCGAAGUGAUGGAGUCAUCUAUGCCACGGGACUCACUUUCACCUACACGCCAGAACCAGGCCCACGACCGCAUUGUCCGACCACGGAGGAGAUCAUGAUGCGCAGUCCCCUCACCGCGAUCUGCCCCCCACCGCCACACCACCCACAAGCGAGCCAAGUUCCGCAGCACCUUCAAAAUCGGCCCCACCACAUGACCCUUAUUCACGACAACCAGUCCCCACUUCACUACGACCUCUCACCCCCAACAGCCCUUUGACCAUCAAAUUAUUUCGACUGAGGUGUUUCCACUGAAGAAAAUUGGUCAAUGGGGCGGUGAUGAUGAUGAUAUGACAUGGUGCCAGGGACUUUCAGCCCAACAACUUUCUCUCAUAUCAUUCCACACUUAGAUUACAUACGAAAAAUUAGUUGAAUUUCUGAACUACAAUAUAUCAAUCUGUAUAUCAAUUAAGUUAGCAUAUAAUAAUAUACGAGCUCAUGGUCUCCUCCAAAUGAAUUACUGAAUGCUUACACGUAGGAAGGAAGUACGUUUUAUUAUUAGUAGUCUGUAAUAAAUAGCACUUAUUGACGUACGGUUAUAAAUAUGUAAGUAUAUCAGCAUCUCAAAUUUUAACCAGUUAGAUGAGUUACCAAAUAUUUCAUCCACAUAUUUACAUACAAGCUUUCUAGAUUUACGAAUUACAUUUCACUAACUACAGACAUACAUAGUUUUAGAAUGUCGUCGGUUGUACCUGCACCCUGCUUUACACUUUGAUAUUAUCAACAGGUUAUAGUAAUGAAUGUCGUACAUAUUUGAUGGCAAGUGCAAGAAGGCAGUGAAACGUUUUAGCUUUCGAGAUCGUUACCAUAAACAGACCAAAAAGGGAUGCGAUGAAUGCGCCCACCCACAUUUACUUAACCAUGUAAUUCACCAUACGGAGUUUUUAGUUUAAAUAAUUUACGUCCACUGGUCAUUUGCUAAAAAACCAAACCAAACUUCAAAACGUGUCGCCGAUCUGACCACCACUAUAAAGUUUAACUAGGAGGAAACUACAUAUUUUUAUAAUAUUCACUACGACCUCAGUUACGGCGUGUGUUUGACUGCCAUGUUGUACAAAAAAAUGAAUGAUUUACUAAUUAUUAUGAUAAUGUUAUAUGUAAUUACGAAAGGAAUU